Molecule: messenger RNA, 453 nt
Organism: Knipowitschia caucasica
Lineage: Eukaryota; Metazoa; Chordata; Actinopteri; Gobiiformes; Gobiidae
Source: the annotation of a GenBank genome assembly
AUGAGGAUUAUUUCCCUUCCCACAUACUCAGCUUGGUGGCUGCUCGAGGAUGCUCAUUCAUUAUUUCAAACUAUCAAAAAUCGUGGAUGUACAAAUUGGGGAGGCAAGGCAAUGCUACAACUGCACAGACUAGUCUCAUCCGACGCAGAUGUCAUUGUCCAUAUAGAUUCCUUUGCGGCUGAAACUGGGGUAUCACGGUUCUUAGAGCUGCACAAAAACUGGAGAUAUGACAAACGUGAAGAUAUGAGCCCAACAAAUCAGGAUAUCAAGCUGUACACACAUCUAAUAAUGGAGGCAAACGUUACCAAAAUCCAACAACUCCAAGACACUCAUCAACCUCUCGCUUUCAUUGACGGCUACAGUAAAACAAUGCUGGAUUUGUUCCAUGUUCCACCGGUAAAUGUUCUGCUACAAAACAAGAUUGUGCUGAUGGAGCGGACCAAAGACAACUGA